GUGGAGUCUCGCUUCCCGGCUCGGUCAAAGCUCGUGAAUUUGAGUAAUAAUGGUUAAUGGUUUACUCAUAUGCAUCAUAACAUGUUUGUUGAAAUGUCCGAAUGGACUUUUGGUUUUUGGGAGCUUGUCGAGCCGAACUCAAGCUGCAGACCGGGUUCAUUGAGAAUUCCUAAAUAAGUCCUAUCAUUCCUUUUAUUUGGAUUUUUCCAGCCCUAAUUUCACUGACUUCAUCACUAUCACUGUCACUCUCUUUCUUUCUUAAAACUCCAUAUCCAAUCAUCCUCCAAAAAAGCCUCUACCAAUACAGAUCUCUGCCGACCAACGUUGGAUCUCCUUCCAUCCUUUCACCCCUUUUUCCAUUUACUGUCUUCCCGCUUCAGGAGCUUAAAUCUGAGUGUUUUUGAGCCAUCGGAUAGCUGCUGCUGCCAUCCCCGAAGCCAAUAGCAAUGCGGAAGAGAUGGAGAGGUUGUUUGGGUGGGUUGUCUUGUUUUGGCAAGCAAAAAGGUGGAAAACGUAUAGUCCCUGCAUCUCGUAUUCCUGAGGCAAAUUCGACACAAAAUCAGCCUAAUGGAGCACAAGUUGGAGGUUUGAGCAAUCAGAACGCAGCAUUAUUAGCUCCGCCAUCUUCACCUGCUUCAUUCUCGAAUUCGGCGCUCCCAUCUACAGUACAGUCGCCCAGCUGUUUCUUGUCGGCAAAUUCACCUGGGGGUCCUUCUUCCAACAUGUAUGCCACUGGUCCUUAUGCCCAUGAAACUCAACUGGUAUCCCCUCCUGUUUUCUCAACCUUCACUACUGAACCAUCGACUGCUCCUCUCACACCGCCUCCCGAAUUAGCACAUCUUACCACCCCUUCUUCCCCGGAUGUACCAUAUGCCCAGUUCCUGACAUCUUCUGCUAGUUUUAAGAAUGGUGGGAAGACUAAUUAUGUUGCUGCUAAUGAUCCACAAGCAGCUUACUCACUUUUUCCGGGAAGUCCUGCAAGUGCUCUCAGAUCUCCUGUUUCAAGGGCAUCUAGAGAUGGUUUAUCAUCAUCUUUCCCAGAUAGAGAAUUUUCACCACAAUGGGAUCCUUCAUCCGUUCCUCAAGAUACUACAUUUGCAAGGUCAGAAUCUGGGAGGCUGUUUGGGCUUGAAGCAAGUGGUGGAUCCAAGAAGCCUCAAGACUCAAAUUUCUUCUGUCCAGCAACAUUUGCUCAAUAUUAUCUGGAUCCCUCUUCGUUUCCGCAGUCUGGUGGUAGGUUAAGUGUCUCUAAAGAAUCAGACGCUUACUCAAAUGGAGAGAACACCCAUCAGAAUAGGCAGACCAAGACUACUAAACAGGAUGUUGAGGAAUUAGAAGCUUACAGAGCCUCUUUUGGCUUCAGUGCUGAUGAAAUCAUCAUAACAUCUCAAUAUGUUGAGAUUUCUGAUGUCUUGGAGGAUUCAUUUAGCAUGACACCAUUUCCUUCAAGCAAGCAUCUUGAAGAUGAAAAUGGUUUACAUGCACCAAGAAUUGAGGAAGCAAAGGCAGAGAAAAAACAGAAGGAAAGUCCAGAAUACUUCAAACCUGUAUUAAAUCCAAUUGUUGUUGAGAGAAAAGUGCAAGUUUCAAGCAACAGACACGAAGCUAAUGUCCCGGGGAAGCAUUCUAGUGACUAUUCAGCCCGAAGUGCAUCAGGGGCUCACAUUCUGAGUGAUGACGAGGACAUCUUUUCUAAGAUGGGAGCUUCCCGAAUUAAUAGAAAAUAUCAUCUUGGUUUGUCAAGCUCUGAUGCAGAAAUUGAGUACAGGAGGGGGAGAAGCUUAAAGCAACGAAAAGGAGACUUUGCAUGGCAUGACUAACUGUCAAGAUUACCGGAGCACCAACUGCAUCUCAUAUUUAUUAAUCAGAGCUUGCAUUUUGUAUUUAAUUGGGGGGUUUUCUUUAGUAGGUAACCUAACCUUUGAUCUAACCCCUUUCCCUCGCGCUCUUUCUUGUGUGUUUGUAAUGUCUCUUGAGUCGUGUUACGUGUCCAGUUAUAGUAUGGAGCAAAUAUUAUUUACUUGGGGUGUAAGUUGUUAAGGAACGCUUCUGUCUGUAAAUGUUCAUGUAUGGAAUAUAUAUAUCAUCUAUCAUGUGCCACCCUAUGAAAAGGGUUAUUGGCCCUAGGUUUCCUCCAUGUAUCUGUUUGAUUACUUAGAGGUCUUUCAAUACCAAGCAGUAUUGGAAAUUUCUGUUACUGCCAUCUGCAGUAGUAGAUCAACUGGAGGCAUCAUAAACAUAUCA
This is a messenger RNA of Oldenlandia corymbosa var. corymbosa, 2244 nucleotides long. The record is from the annotation of a GenBank genome assembly. NCBI's taxonomy places the organism in Eukaryota, Viridiplantae, Streptophyta, Magnoliopsida, Gentianales, Rubiaceae.